GCGGGCACGGGAUUUGAAAUGGGGAGGGGGGUGGGAAGAAAGAAAAUCAUGGACGCCACGGAGAGGCGGCCGCUGACGAGGAGUAACAUCGUGAUCAGCAACGAAGUGUCGGCUGGCGGGAGCCGUCCGUCAGGGCACGUCGUGGUCUCCAACCCCGACUUCUUCGUGGAGAAACUUCGCCACGAGUGGCCGGAGCGCUUCCAGGAGAUGGUGGUGAGCGGCGUGACGCGGCACGUGGACCUGCCGGGCACGGAGCUGGCGCAGCUCAUGGGGGACAUGGAUCCCCGGCUGCCCGGGAGCACGGCCACCGCGUUCCUGCGCUCGCUGCCCUUCCUGCGGAAGAAAGCAGUGGAAAAGGGAGCGGUGUUUGGCGCUCCGCUGACGGAGGAGGGCAUCGCCAGGAUCUAUCAGCUGAUUGAAUACCUCCAUAAGAACCUCCACGUGGAGGGCUUGUUCCGUGUGUCCGGCAGCAGCCUGAGGCAGCAGGCGCUGCGGGACUUGCUGAACUCGGGCCGCGAGGUGGACCUGGACAACGCCAUGUUCCACCCACAAGACGUGGCCUCUGUGCUCAAGGCCUUCCUGGGAGAGCUUCCUGAGCCGCUUCUCACUCACCGCCACUACAACGCACACCUCAAGAUCAACGAGCUGACGCUGUUUGACACGACGGGCAACAAGACUUCCGUGGUAGACAAGGAGAGGCAGCUGGAGGCGCUGCAGCUGCUGUUCCUACUGCUACCUUCGGCCAAUCGUAAUCUGCUGCGGCUGCUGCUCGAUUUACUGCACCAGACGGCACGCCGGCAGGAUACGAACAAGAUGUCGGCCUUCAACCUCGCGCUAAUGUUCUCCCCGCACAUCCUGUGGCCUCGAAAUGUUACGGCAAACGAUCUGCAGGAAAACAUUGGGAAAAUGAACAAUGCAGUGGCGUUUAUGAUCAAGCACUCGCAAAAGUUGUUUAAGGCACCAGCGUACAUAAGAAAACAAGCGAUGAUAUUUUUCCCAGAUGCGUGUUACCAUGAAUCAAAGGAUCACUUGGAAGCAGCGGCAGCGGAGGACGAACCCCCCGUGGGGCCCAAGCGUGGCCGCCUCGUGUCGAGCUCGCUCGAGCCCACGGAGAACGUGCAGCGGCGCACGGACGAGGCGAUCCGGGACCUCUUCCGGCACGUGCAAAACAUGCCCGACAGCGCCAAGAAGAAGAAGGUCAUCAAGCAGUUCAACAAGUACAGCAACGUCAGCACGCCCGUGACGGAGAACCAGGGGCGCAGCAAGAGGAGCACCCGCUCGCGCUCGUUCAGCGGCUUAAUCAGGAGGAGGGUUCUGGGCGUGCAGUUUGGAACGGACAAGAACAGCGGUAACAGCGGUGGCAGUGGCGGCACCGUGACCCCUGGCUCAGAGCUGUCCCGCCGAGUUCCGUACAGCGGCGACAUCACCCCGGGACGCACGCCGACUCCUCCGACCUCCGCUACGGCGCAGCCGUGCACGGUGGCCGCACUCCGCGGGAGGCCCAAGCGACGCUCGCGCUCCACAGACGCGAUCCACGAGGCUCGGCAGAGUGCGCCGGAGGUGCUGAAUCUGCUCAACUCGCCGCUUAUGGAGUCCUACAUUUAGCAAGAGCCAAGUGGCACCAACGCCACCGCCCCUGCAGCUUGCCUAUCGCUUUUGUGUUGAAUUUCAGAAAAUGCUUGUAUCCCAAUGUGAACAUUUUUAACCUCUUCUCCAAAGUCAAAGACGUCUCUGAUGCCAUAUUUAUAUAUGCAAUGCACUAAUUUUAACCAGGGGGGUUCAAAUGUUUUAAUGCUUUGAGGUUAUUCUUAAAAACAAAAGGUCACUAGAUAUUUACAACCACUAAUUUCUUUAUGCCGUUUGGGUUAAAAGUGAGUGUGGCAAUCGCACACUUACCAGCUGUUGGGAGCGUACUGGAAUUGAUGGGUUGAGAAAUGCGUCUCUCGAAUCCAAGUUGUCAUUCACUCCUGUUUGCAGUAUUAUUCCAGUGUUUGUGAUAAAUGCAAAUCACUUGAAUUUAGUGUGAAGGCAGUGGGGGUUGCAUUUUUUCUUCGGAAAAGGUGAGGCUUGUGGAUUUAGAGUAGAAGUCUUUAUUAACAUCUCGUAUUUUAUUCAUCGCUACUGGGCUUAAAGGCCAAAGUUGUACUAAUUGUUUACAUGUUGUUUGCUGAGCCAGUGUGAUGUGUCUUGAAUUUAUUUUGUAUUUUUUUUUUCUCAUUGGUGAUCUACCAUUGAUCUACCUAGGGCCAGGGAUUAGUUUUGUAAAGACCAAGAUAGGAAAGGAGGAUGCAUUUUAUAAUCAAAAGGUCCGAGAGGACAACAUAUAUGGUAGAUUGCCAAUAACAUUAUUUGCAUGUACAGAAUUUGCAGAGAAUGUGCAUAAACCCGUCAGUUACAAGUUAUUUAAACCACUUCUGGAAAUUAGGUCUCCAGAAGAGAUUCAUACAAAGUCUUGCCUUAUAUGCUCAUUAAUAAAUGACAAGAUUUGCA
Lethenteron reissneri (Far Eastern brook lamprey) is the source of this 2490-nucleotide messenger RNA. It is a transcript of the gene ARHGAP19, whose product is annotated as Rho GTPase activating protein 19. Lineage: Eukaryota; Metazoa; Chordata; Hyperoartia; Petromyzontiformes; Petromyzontidae. Gene Ontology annotation, biological process: signal transduction; regulation of small GTPase mediated signal transduction. Gene Ontology annotation, cellular component: cytoplasm. The record is from RefSeq and is a predicted model, not a curated record. Gene Ontology annotation, molecular function: GTPase activator activity.